Xiphophorus hellerii (green swordtail) is the source of this 5258-nucleotide messenger RNA. RefSeq names its product predicted GPI-anchored protein 58. NCBI's taxonomy places the organism in Eukaryota, Metazoa, Chordata, Actinopteri, Cyprinodontiformes, Poeciliidae. The record is from RefSeq and is a predicted model, not a curated record. Bases 223 to 1017 code for a protein of 264 amino acids. The transcript has a single exon.
UCUGCUAUAAAAUGGAGCCUUGGCGAAAAUUCAAAUUGGGAGACUCGACCAGCUUCACCACAUCAUCAUCUAAUCACGACGCCCGACCGCAGCCAAUCCGGACCGGAGCUUCACGCCGCUCCAGCCAAUCAUCAUCCAAAGACGCCUUCAAAAGUCCAAGCUACCCUGGGGUCUUCCUGCUCGUCAGCCGUGCUUCGACUAGUCCGCUGAUUCGCCCUCGACAUGUCUAUUUCUGAUUCGAACGAUCCAUUUGCCUCCUCUUACUCCUUUCCCGCUGAUCCGAUUCACCCUUCCCCAGGCCCGUCGCGCAGGAGUGCUCGUCUGGCCACCCGGCUUCCCCUUCCAACCCCCUCUGCUGCUCUGGCCUUCCACGGUAUCUCUCCCGGCUCUGACCUGGAUCCCUCACAACUGGCUUCCCUGGCCGCCCUUCUGCCCCACGCCGACUCGCCUCCCUCUUCCCCGGCGCUUCUUCCCCCGCCUCAUCCCCCCCGUAAGAGAUCCCGGAAAUCCUCUCCCCCUCCAGCCAAACGCCGCCGCGGCCGGCCUGCUGCCCGGGCGACCGACCCAGCCUCUCCGGGCCCCUCCACCUCACGGUCCAGCGUUCCGGCUCCGCCUCCCCGGGCUUCCACCCCAGCUCCGGCGUUAGCGGCUCCGGCUGUUCCCACGCCCCACCCCGCGGAUCCGACCCAGCCUUCUACCGAUUCGGACCGCCUUACUUCGGCUCUCAUCUCCUCAAUCAACCUCCUCCAGCACACCGUUUCCUCCCUCGCAGAUCGGCUCCAGGACCGCUCCCCCAACGCGUCGGCGCAGCCUUCGGCUCCGUCCAGCGCUCUCCCUCAUGCGCAGCCAGCUCCGGUGGAAUUCACGCUGGCCAACGCUCUCUCCGGACGCGACUCAGGUAAGACGUAUCCAUCCGCUCACUGUUUUAGCCUCUCAAACCUCCUGAACUCAUCGUCGCGUCUGCUCGUUCCCGUCAGGCCGCUCCUAUGUUCCAUCCUUCGCUCUCAUCUCUCCUAAACUGCGAUCUAAGAUCCUGCAAGGACAAUAUGUCAACCUCGUUUUACUCAUUCUCCCGUCUCCCGAAGUGGACCAGCGCGUCUCCUCUACGGAAGGCCUCACCGCCAUCUUUAAGUCCAGUGAUCCCCGUUUAUCAAAAAACCUCUCCAUUGGAGAGUUUCUGGCUGCCUUUAGCAUUUAUCGCGACGUUAUUUGCUCAGUCUACCCAGACCGCCGCAUAGAACUUGAUUCAUAUCUCUCUCUCAUCGCUGAUCUUAACCUCAAAUACGGCAGAUCUUUAUUUUACCAAUACCAUAAAGCGUUCGCCGCCAAAGCCGCGACGACUCUGUCCCAAUCUGGCAUCUGCACGGACUGGUCGGUCCUGGACACUGAACUGCUGAUCAUGCUCACUCAAGCCUCUACGUGCCUCACAUGUUCCGCAGUCGGCCACCAGAGCGCGCUCUGCCCCACAAUCCCUUUCGCCGCCUCCGUCCCCGCCCCCCCGCCCCCGCAGUCCUCGUCCCGCCCGGCCGGUCAGUCGCUCGAUCGUCGGGGUCGGAAAGUCGAGGUAUUUAACAACCGUCCAGUCUGCAAUAACUUUAAUGAAGGGAUCUGCUCGUUUAUUAAUUGCCCUUUCCUCCACAUUUGCAGUUUCUGCAAAGACGCUCACCCCAAGUCCAUCUGUCCUCGGCGUCUGCCCCCCCACCGGAUGCCCCGACAUUCCAAGCCCUGAUUGCCAGCUCUCUGUCCACGCCUAUUCUCAUUCACGAACUAGCCCUCCUCCUUCGCUCCCACCCCGAUCCCACCUUCGUGAAUUUCCUACUCACAGGUCUCUCUCAGGGCUUCCGCAUAGGUGUUCAGUCUCAUCCCGUCGCUUCUUUUGUUUGCUCCAAUCUCCGGUCCGCACUUAAUGAACCGGACAUCGUGACUCGCCUCCUCUCCCGUGAAGUCUCAAAGGGUUACAUGAUAGGACCCUUUCGUUCUUCCCCUUUCUCCCCGUUCCGCGUUAAUCCGCUCGGCCUGGCCACCCGCAAGUACUCCGGCAAAAAACGUCUUAUUCUCGACCUUUCUGCCCCUCACGGCGGCCCAACCUCCAGCAUCAACAGCCUCAUUCCCAAAGCCCCCUUUUCUCUCUGUUACGCUUCGGUCGAUCAUGCCAUCUCACUCAUUAAAGCUAGCGGGCGGGGCGCCUGGCUCUCCAAAGCCGACAUCACCGAUGCUUUUAAAGUAAUGCCAGUGCACCCCUCCGAUUGGCAUCUCCUGGGCGCCAAGUGGGAAGGCUCCUUUUAUUUCGCAGUUAGGCUUACUUUCGGCAGCAGGAGUAGUCCCAGCCUGUUCGACAAUCUCUCCGAAGCACUGUGUUGGAUACUUCUCAACGUCUCUAGGGUACCCGCGGUCCUUCACCUCCUUGACGACUUUCUUCUCGCCGACCCCCCCACCUCCUCGCCUGGUCCUUCUCUGUCCGUACUUCGCCAGCUUUUCAUCCGCGUAGGCGUGCCUCUUUCAGCCGAGAAAACCAUCGGCCCCGCUACAUCGCUCGAAUUUCUGGGAGUUACGCUCGAUUCGGUCUCCAUGGUCGCUUCGUUGCCCGCGGAUAAACUGUCCAGAAUCCGAGAAGUCUCCAGCUCUUUCAUCUCAGUAUCCGUAGUAUCUAAACGCCAGCUUCUCUCACUGCUGGGCCACCUUAACUUCGCGAUGCGAAUAAUCCCCCAGGGCCGGUCUUUCAUCUCGCGCCUACUCGAUCUGGCCAACUCGGUCCCCUCCCUGUCAGACCGCGUCGUCCUGGACGGCGGCUGCCGAUCAGACCUCGCGUUCUGGGCAAAGCUACUUUCCGACUGGAACGGCAUCUCCUUCUUUUAUAGUGACGUCGUCCUUUCGGCUGACUCGCUCCAGUUCUUUACCGACGCGGCCCCGUCCUCUGGUUUUGGGGGCUUCUUCAAACGAAAGUGGUUCGCGGGGAAGUGGCCCCCCUCUUAUCCCCAGUCCGAGUCCUCAGCUUAUUACGAAAUAGUCCCCAUCGCCAUAGCAUGCUGUCUCUGGGGCCAUUUGUGGAGCAGAAUGCGUAUCUCAGCGCGCUGCGACAACGCUGCCAUGGUUCAUGCCAUUAAUAAAGGACGCUCUCCCUGUAGAUCAAUCAUGCCUUUCAUCCGUCGCAUCACAUGGCAGGCAGUAAUUAACAACUUUAUCAUUACAGCUCAGCAUGUUCCUGGCCACUUCAACGCCAUUGCUGACGCUCUGUCCCGUUCCAAAUUUCAGGUCUUUCGUCAUCUUUGCCCCGCCGCCAACGUUCACCCAGAACCUAUCCCGGCCUUAGAAGAUCUGGCUCUCAACUAAGCUGUUCUUUCCUCUCUCUCUUGCGCUCAGCUCGUCACCAUAUUAAGUCGGGCCUAGCUCCGUCUACUCUCUCCUGCUAUACUUUUGCCUGGCGAACCUUCGCUAAGUUUUGCUCUGCUCUCAACAUCCGUCUUUAUCCUGUCCACAUAUCCACGGUCCUCGCUUUCAUCACCUAUUGCUUCGACAUUCGUCGUUUCAAAGUAUCAUACAUCCGCAGUUUGCUCGCAGGAAUCAAUUUCCACGCUAAGCUGCAGCAGCCCAGCUCAUCUGCAAGCCUCUUUUCAAACCCCGCGGUGAAACUUCUCCUGAGAGGCAUAUCUAAGCUCAGCCCCACCCAGCCUGAUAGCAGAAAACCCAUCACUCUUCCGUUAUUGCGGAACCUUAUCAUCACGCUACGUUCUGGCCCUUUCUCUCCUUACCUAAAAGCGCUCCUCUCCAGCGCUUUCCUCUUAGCCUUUUAUGGUUUUUUAAGACUUGGAGAAAUUACUUCCACAUCCAAAGUAUUCAAUCCUUCCAGAGACCUAUCUGUCUCCGAUCUUAAAUUCUAUCCUGACCACUACGAUCUCCUCAUCAAACACUCCAAAGCUAAAGGUCCAUGUAAGAUCUCUAUAGCACGCACGGACUGUUCGUUCUGCCCUUUUCACGCCAUGUUUAAAUACGUGACGAAAAGACAUAAAUUCUGCCCCCAUUCCAAACCUCUAUUUCUCACACCAGAACGUUUUCCCAUGACCGCUGAUUGGUUCACCCGUCAUCUCAGACUGAUCCUAACGUCCUGCGGUCUGCCUCCGAGCCAAUAUUCAGGCCACUCUUUUAGAAUAGGCGCAGCCACAUCAGCCGCCACUCAGGGUCUUUCCACAGCUACCCUCCUCCAGCUUGGUCGCUGGUCAUCAUCAGCCUUCUCCUCCUACAUCAGACCUGAACGCAUCUCAGUGCUCGAAGCCCAACGCUCCCUAGCCGCUGGUGAGCAUCUUUCAAAUUACUGGUGGUGGAGCUCGUUCUAUCUCUAACAUUUAUUUUACACCUAGGGAAGCCAGCAGGGCCUAACAGGCCCUCAGCCCUGCCGGCCUGGCCUCGCAGUCCAUCACGCUGCUUCUCCAUCAGUCCCGCCAGCGUGCGGGCCCUAUCGCCUAUCAGUCUCGUCAGACUGCAGGCCCCGACUGACGCCUAUCAGUCUCGUCAGACUGCAGGCCCCGACUGACGCCUAUCAGUCUCGUCAGACUGCAGGCCCCGACUGACGCCUAUCAGUCUCGUCAGACUGCAGGCCCCGACUGACGCCUAUCAGUCUCGUCAGACUGCAGGCCCCGACUGACGCCUAUCAGUUUCGGCAGGCUGCAGGCCCCGACCGACGCCUAUCAGUCUCGUCGACUGCAGGCUCGACUGACGCCUAACAGUUUUGGCAGACUGCAGGCCCUACCGACGCCUAUCAAUCUUGUCAGACUGCAGGCCCUACCGACGCCUAUCAGUCCCGUCAGACUGCAGGCCCUACCGACGCCUAUCAGUCCUGUCAGAUUGCAGGCCCCGACCGACGCCUAUCAGUCUCGCCAAGCUGCAGGCCCCACCAUCGCCUAUCAGUCCCAUCGACUGCAGGCCCCGACUGACGCCUAUCAGUCUCGCCGAGCUGCAGGCCCCAACCGACGCCUAUCAGUCUUGUCAGACUGCAGGCCCCAACCGACGCCUAUCAGUCUUGUCAGACUGCAGGCCCAACCGACGCCUAUCAGUCUUGUCAGACUGCAGGCCCCAACCAACGUGGUGCGCCUAACAGUCAUCCGACUGCAGGCCAGCCAGGCCUCGGCCCGGCUCCCUCUUUGGGGGGAAGACUAUCCCGAGCUCGCCGAGCAGACCGCCUGCUCACGGCGAUCCUCGGCUCACGGUCUUCUGCCGGGUCCGAGCGCCAAAGAAAUUGUACCAUUAAAUCUUUUUAACUGCUA